UGGAAAUGGGAAUUACUUGCAAACUUCUGAAAAAGACGAUGCUAGAUCACCGUCAUCUCAACAUCAUUUUGUUACUGCUCCAAUUUGGCAUUAUGUCUAGUGGAGCAGCAGAUGCACAAACAAAUUUGACUAAUAAUGCAUCGGACCAACUGCAAGCCGUGGAAAACACUACACCCAUGGUAGAAGAGGAACAUGAAAUGGGUUUCGACUUUGAUGCAGUAGUUCGCACCUGCAACGCCAGUUUCGCCAUACCGUUAGAACUCAUUCAGCGUUUCAACGAAACCGCAGAAUUGCCAAAUACCACAGAUAAGACGGGGAUGUGUUUCUUAAAAUGCUACAUGGAAGGGACUGGCCUACUACGAAAUUGGCAACUGAAUCGUUCAUUGAUAAGGCAAACAAUGUGGCCUGCAACUGGCGACUCUAUCCCGGUGUGCCAGGAGGAGGGAUCGCGGGAAAGUUGUCCUUGUAAGCGUACUUACGCUAUUGCUAAGUGCCUCAUGAUACGCGCUCUGGUUGAUGCACGCAACAAGCCGAUCGUUUGACGACAAAUUGGCCAUGCUGACUUCUUGCGGAAUGAUAAGAUCAAUUGAAAUAUACGUCACAUUGACUAUUUUUCCAUUUAUAUGCAAUUUUUUCUGACUAAAUUAAUACCCAAAUACUUAUGUAUUAGUGUUUGCUCUAAAUGUGUUAAAAGUGCACUCAGUAACUUGUAGGUGUAGUAGUUUGACCGAGCAAACCUUAAAAAAAAAGAAAUAAAAAGAGUGUUCGCGAAUAUUAAUUUACUUAUUUGUUAA
This is a messenger RNA of Ceratitis capitata (Mediterranean fruit fly), 794 nucleotides long. RefSeq names its product general odorant-binding protein 84a. The coding region runs from base 6 to 542 and encodes 178 amino acids. The transcript has 4 exons. Gene Ontology annotation, molecular function: odorant binding. The record is from RefSeq and is a predicted model, not a curated record. Lineage: Eukaryota; Metazoa; Arthropoda; Insecta; Diptera; Tephritidae.